This is a messenger RNA of Adineta steineri, 912 nucleotides long. NCBI's taxonomy places the organism in Eukaryota, Metazoa, Rotifera, Eurotatoria, Adinetida, Adinetidae. The record is from the annotation of a GenBank genome assembly.
AUGAAAUUAUAUGAAAUUCAUGGCGCACAUUUUCAUCAUGAAAGUCAAACGACUCGUUUUUGUUUAUAUGCACCUAAUGCAAGAAAUGUACAUCUUAUAUUAACUACUUACGGUAUACAAAAAUAUCGAUUAGAAAUGAUUAAAAAUCAUGAGGAUUUAUGGGAAAUUGUAACAGAUAAAGCACUACCUGGUCAAACUUACUUCUAUCUUAUUAAUGAUUAUCAUGGAAAACAAAAAAAAUCGAAUAGAUCCGUUGUUCAUGAUAACAAUGUUUAUAUCUGGAAUGAUCGAAAUUGGAUGCAAAAACGUACUAAAUGCAAUCCAUUAAAAUUACCUCUAUCAAUUUAUGAAAUUCAACCAAAAUCAUGGAAAAGUAGUGUUUAUUGGCCAAGAAAUUAUCGUGAAAUCACGCAUGAUUUAAUUCAUUAUUGUAUUGAAAUGGGAUUUACACAUGUUGAAAUGUAUGGCAUAUUAGAACAUACAGAUCGAUGGGAAUAUGGUUAUCAAGUAUCAAAUUAUUUUGCUCCAUCUCGUUUUAAUGGUCAAUGUGAUGAUUUAAAAUAUUUAAUUGAUAAUUUACAUCAAAAUAAUAUUGGUGUUAUACUUGAUUGGGUUCCAACACAUUUUAAACAUUAUCAUUUUUUUCAUCAAUAUUCAACAUCAUUACAUGAAUAUGAUGGAACUAAUUUAUAUGCUAGUUCACCAUCACAAUGGUGGACAUUAUAUUUUGAUUUUGAUAAAGAAGAAACACGUCGAUUUUUAUUUGCAAGUGCACUUUAUUUUCUUGAUCGAUUACAUUUUGAUGGAAUUCGUUUUGAUGCAGUUAGUCAAAUGAUUCGACGAAAUCAAACGAAUAUUUCAAAUGCAAUUUCAUUUUUACAUGAACUUGAUCAUACUAUUCAUACAUAUUAA